Echinops telfairi (small Madagascar hedgehog) is the source of this 6170-nucleotide messenger RNA. It is a transcript of the gene MAN2A1, whose product is annotated as mannosidase alpha class 2A member 1. NCBI's taxonomy places the organism in Eukaryota, Metazoa, Chordata, Mammalia, Afrosoricida, Tenrecidae. The record is from RefSeq and is a predicted model, not a curated record. The coding region runs from base 87 to 3524 and encodes 1145 amino acids. Gene Ontology annotation, cellular component: Golgi membrane. Gene Ontology annotation, biological process: protein deglycosylation; mannose metabolic process; N-glycan processing. Gene Ontology annotation, molecular function: carbohydrate binding; alpha-mannosidase activity. The transcript has 22 exons.
AGGGAGCCUCCGGCGGUCGUUUCCAGGAGUCCGGUCGGUUCGGGGCCCGCUCGCGGACUGUCCGGGCCCCGAGUCUCUCCAGGAGAAUGAAGUUAAGUCGCCAGUUCACCGUGUUCGGCAGCGCGAUCUUCUGCGUGGUGAUUUUCUCGCUCUACCUGAUGCUGGACCGGGGCCACUUGGACUACCCCAAGAGCCCGCGCCGCGAGGGCUCCUUUCCCCAGGGCCAGCUCUCAAUGUUGCAAGAAAAAAUAGACCAUUUGGAGCGUUUGCUAGCUGAAAAUAAUGAGAUCAUUUCAAAUAUUAGAGACUCAGUCAUCAAUUUGAGUGAGUCUGUGGAAGAUGGUCCGAAAAGUUCACAAGGCAAUUUCAGUCACGGUCCUGGCUCGUCUCUCCUGUCAUCGCAGCAGUCCUCCCUCGCAAUCGACCCCAAAGACUGUCUGUUUGCUUCACAAAGUGGAAGUCAGAAUUCUGAUGUGCAGAUGUUGGAUGUUUACAGUCUGAUUCCUUUUGACAAUCCAGAUGGUGGCGUUUGGAAGCAAGGAUUUGACAUUACCUAUAAUACUGAUGAAUGGGACACUGAGCCCCUUCAAGUCUUUGUGGUGCCUCAUUCCCAUAACGACCCAGGUUGGUUGAAGACUUUCGAUGACUACUUUAGAGACAAGACUCAGUAUAUUUUAAAUAAUAUGGUCAUAAAGCUGAAAGAAGACUCAAGGAGGAAGUUUAUAUGGGCUGAGAUAUCUUACUUUUCAAAGUGGUGGGAUAUAAUAGAUAUUCAGAAGAAGGAUGCUGUUAAAAGUUUACUGGAAAACGGUCAGUUUGAAAUCGUGACAGGUGGCUGGGUCAUGUCUGAUGAAGCUGGUUCUCACUAUUUUGCCAUAAUUGACCAACUAAUUGAAGGACAUCAGUGGCUGGAAAAAAACCUAGGAGUGAAACCUGGAUCUGGUUGGGCUAUUGACCCUUUUGGACAUUCACCGACAAUGGCUUAUCUUCUAAAACGUGCUGGAUUUUCUCACAUGCUUAUCCAGAGAAUUCAUUAUUCCAUUAAAAAACAUUUUUCAUUGCAUAAGACCCUAGAGUUUUUUUGGAGACAGAAUUGGGAUAUGGGAUCUGUCACAGAUAUUUUUUGCCACAUGAUGCCCUUCUACAGCUAUGACAUCCCUCACACUUGUGGACCUGAUCCUAAAAUAUGCUGCCAGUUUGACUUUAAACGGCUUCCUGGAGGCAGAGUUGGUUGUCCCUGGGGAAUCCCCCCAGAAACAAUCUAUCUUGGAAAUGUCCAAAGCAGGGCUCACAUGCUACUAGAUCAGUACCGAAAGAAGUCAAAGCUUUUCCGCACUAAAGUGGUCCUGGCCCCACUGGGAGAUGAUUUCCGCUACUCUGACCGCACAGAGUGGGAUCAGCAGUUCAAGAAUUAUCAACUACUUUUUGACUACAUGAAUUCUCAGCCUCAGCUUAAUGUUAAGAUUCAGUUUGGAACGUUAUCGGAUUAUUUUGAUGCACUAGAUAAAGCAGAUGCAAAUAGUAGAAAGAAUAGCCAAUCAGUAUUUCCUGUUGUAAGUGGAGAUUUCUUCACCUAUGCUGACCGAGAUGAUCAUUACUGGAGUGGCUACUUCACAUCCAGACCCUUUUACAAGCGAAUGGAUAGAGUCAUGGAAUCCCAUUUGAGGGCUGCUGAAAUUCUUUACUAUUUCGCCAUGAGACAAGCUCAGAAAUACAAGAUAAACAAAUUUAUUUCAUCAUCACAUUAUGUGGCACUGACAGAAGCCAGGAGGAAUCUGGGACUGUUUCAGCAUCAUGAUGCCAUCACAGGAACUGCAAAAGAUUGGGUGGUUGUGGAUUACGGUACCAGACUUUUUCAUUCAUUCAUGAACUUGAAGAAGAUAAUUGGAGAUUCUGCACUUCUUCUUAUUUUGAAGGACAAGGCCACAUAUGACUCUUACUCAUCUGAUAACUUCUUAGAGAUGGAUUUGGAACAAAAAUCACAAGAUUCUCUGCCACAAAAAAAUAUUAUAAGGCUGAGUGUGGAGCCAAGGUAUCUUGUAGUCUAUAAUCCUUCAGAACAGGACCGGAAUUCAGUGGUCACCGUCUGGGUGAGUUCUCCCUCUGUACAAGUGACCUCUGCUGCAGGGAGACCUGUGGAAUUUCAAGUGAGUGCAGUUUGGGAGUCGGCGAAUACUGUAUCACACACAGCCUAUGAGAUCUCUUUUCUAGCACAUCUACCACCAUUGGGACUGAAAGUAUAUAAGAUUUUUGAAUCAGCAAGUUCAAAGUCACUCUUUGCCGAUUAUGUACUAUAUAAUGGUAAAACAGAGGCUAAAGGAAUUUUCAACAUAAAGAAUAUCAAAAAUGCUGAAGAAGACAUAGUGCUAGAAAACUCUUUUAUUAAGCUUCGGUUUGGUCAGUCUGGCCUUAUGGAGGAAUUGAUAAAUAAAGAAGAUGGUAGGCACCAUGAAGUAAAAUUGGAGUUCUCAUGGUAUGGAACCACAAAUAAAAAAGACAAGAGUGGUGCCUACCUUUUCCUACCUGAUGGGCAAGCCAAGCUUUAUGGGUUCACCACACUGCCCGUUUUCAGAGUGACACAUGGAAAGAUCUACUCAGAAGCGACUUCCUUCUUUGACCAUAUAACCCAUAGAGUGCGGCUCUACCACAUCCCAGGAGUAGAAGGACAGUCUGUGGAAAUUUCCAACAUUGUGGAUAUCAGAAAAGAAUACAACCGUGAGAUUGCAAUGAGAAUCUCUUCUAACAUCAACAGCCAAAAUAGAUUUUAUACUGACCUGAAUGGAUACCAGAUUCAACCCAGAAUGACAAUGAGCAAACUGCCUCUUCAAGCAAAUGUGUACCCCAUGACUACAAUGGCUUACAUCCAGGACACUGAGCAUCGGUUGACACUUCACUCUGCUCAGUCUUUAGGUGUUUCAAGUUUGAAAAGUGGUCGGAUUGAAGUUAUCAUGGAUCGGAGACUCAUGCAAGAUGAUAAUCGUGGCCUUGGGCAAGGUGUUCAUGAUAACAAGAUUACAGCCAAUUUAUUUAGACUACUACUAGAAAAAAGAAGUGUUGCUAACAUGGAAGAAGAGAAGAAGUCGGUCAGUUACCCAUCCCUCCUUAGCCACUUCACUUCUGCUUUCCUGAAUCAUCCCGUCUUUUCAAUGACAGAAAAGGUCUCCUCGCCCACCCCUCAGCUGCUGGGUGAAUUUUCUCCAUUACUGUCAUCUUUGCCCUGUGAUAUUCAUCUAGUUAAUCUGCGGACAAUACAGUCAAAGGUAGCCAAUGGGCCUUCUGACGAGGCUGCCUGGAUCCUUCACAGGAAAGGGUUUGAUUGCCGGUUCCCUAGCAGAGCCACGGGGCUGCUUUGUUCCACUACUCAGGGGAAGAUGUCGGUUCAGAAACUUUUUAGCAAGUUUACUAUUGAAAGUCUCACACCUUCCUCGCUGUCCUUGAUGCACGCACCUCCAGACGCCCGGAACAUUAGUGAGAUCAACUUGAGUCCCAUGGAAAUCAGCACGUUCCGAAUCCGGCUGAGGUGAAACCCGGCUUUCACAUUUGGAUGGAGCAGCAUUGACUUGUGUACUCUAUUGGUUGGACGUGCAAUAAAGAAGUGCAUCCCUCUAGCUUCUGGCAACUGUGAGAACAUGACUUCUGUGAUUCUCUCCUCACCCCCCAAAAGUAAGGAAGAAGAAGAAAGGGGAAAAAAGAAAAAGCCAUGCUAUAAGCCAGUGUUUUUUGCUCUGUUUCGACAUUCCUUUCUUGAACCACUACCACCAUCAGUAUACUUUGAUGCAACAAACAGAGAAAUGUUUAGGGACAACCUUACAGCAGAUUGUAUCUCAGGUUAAAUGCUAACUAAUUAUAUCUGUGUUGGGGGUUGCGAAGAGAGUCUUAGCAGUAUUCAUAUUGCUAACUGCAUUAAUUUUAUAAAAGUACACACAUGACCGAAAAGGAAUACAAGCUGGUGAUAAUAGCUAAUGGCCAAAUGGUUGCAGUCGUUCAUACAAGUAAAGAAAUUUGUAUGUUGGAACACGUGGAAAAGUGCAAUCAUCAACGCUCAAUGAUACACAUACUUGCUUUCCACACCUUUUGCUAACGUACAUCUUACCCUUCCCUUCCCACCCUUUGUAAUUAGUUCCGGAAGUUCAGAUCUUAACUCAUUCAGCAGUAGAAAAAGAGGCAUCUUUUCAUUACUUGACAACAUGGGAUAGGUGCAAUUUAUUCCAUUGUCACUCAAAUUGAAGAAGCAAUUCCAUAGGUACCAAAAACCUAUUUGGGGUACCACAGGAGUCUUUUUACACAGCUCAUUUGAAUACAGGUGUUCUGAGAGGGGGGUUUCUAUUUUAAAAUUACCAUAUCAAGAUAAAUGUGCCUUAUUUUUUUAUAAGUCUUGUUAAAUCUUUUGGUGUCCAUAGUACUGUUUGGGGCCAAGGCGGAAGGGUGGGCAGCGGGAGGGGAGGAAUACUUUAUAUGAUACAUAAAUUGUAUAAUUUUUGCCUGACAAUGCUGGCCACACUCUGAUCUGUUUCAUUAAAUCUGUGCUGAUGUUCCUGUAAACAUUUUGACUAUUUGAAUGUACCAAGUUGUCAGAAAACAAACAAGGAAGAAAAAUAGUGUUAAUUAAAAUAUGCUGCUGCCAAGGAAACUGCAGCUUAAUACAGUGGCUUUGUAACAUUCAAUAUCCAGACCCUGCUUCCGUUUCACAGGAGUGGACCAGACUGACGCAAGAAUGCUUUAAAUAGAUCCUGUGUUGAAACCCACCCCUCUAGGGCUUAUCACGGUUUCUUAAAGAAUUUGUUUCUUCAGCCAAUUCUCACCUUUUAUGUGUGUUCCACUCAAAGUGGUGAUCUAGUUGUAGCCCAUAUGCCAUUAUCGUACUUUCCAAAAAAUGUAUUUGGGAUCAGUGUUUCCUUAACCGUGAAAGAAGAGCAACACUAGUCUCAUUUUGGAUGUUCACUUUUAGCCUGGAGAGGAUUCUUGGAGUAUGUAUAGUUUUGAAAAAUCCCUUUUAUGUUAAGCUAUAAAUUUAGUAUUAUCUGGCUCUAAAACGUCCAUUGACUUCUUGUCAUUCCAACAUCUUUAACAGAAAUUAAAACCAAGUUUCUGUUUGUUUCACCACGUAGUUGGAUUUUGCCUGGAUUUUCACUCGAGAAGCAGUUCCUAAGAUUAUUGUUAGGUUAAGCCCAUAAUCUCCUUUCGCCUUUAACAAUAAGGAAAACAAUACCACUGUCAAUAAUGAUAUUACAAGGGAGUAAUUUCAUGCAAUAAACAUGUACUGUACCUUUCCUUCCUAGUUUUUUGAGGAUAAACAACCAUUAGAAAAUAAAAGAUAAAUGCCUCUUUUUUGUGGACAUCUACAGAUGGAAGGAUUGCCAGACGCAAAUCCCAGGAAUAAGAUCAGUAUUUCCAUUGCAUCUUAAAUGCAAAACUUCCUGUGGGAGUUCACUGUGUUCUGUGGUUAAAAGGAUGUGUGUAUUCAUUUUGUUAUUUCUGAGCAGCUGAAAUAUUAAAAAAAAAAUCCUGAUGCAAUAACAGUGGUUUGGCCACGUCUGGUUGUUUGAGACGGAUCUGUCCCCUGUCAUUUGGGAUCUAGUCUGUGUGUUGCCACCAGCUGUUCACAAGGAAAGCAGAAAGUCUAACCAGCAAGUUUCUGCCUUUUUUCAAGUUGUUUUUAGAAUAUAUCAUCAGGGAAAUGAAGAGAGGAUGCUUUUGCUUUGGAUGGUAGUCAAGAACUGACUAAAUAAUUCGGUGUCUUGGCCGCACGCUAAAAUACCAUACACUUGGAUGUGACCAUGCUGACAUGUUUGUUUGCUUAAGUUUUAUUACAUGUGUUACCAUAAUAGCGCUUUGACCACGUAGUUCAUUAUGUUCUCUUAGUUGUUUGUGUGUUUGGGGAAUUUCAAUUUGGGGUUACAAUUAUGGUGUUGAGAACUCGGCAUCCUUGUUUUCUACAAAUACUGGUUGAAAUAAACAUUGUGAAAUGUGUUAUAAACCUUUCUAUGUCUUUGUUGUACUUAUGCGGAAAUGUUUUCACAUUUCUUUGUCUGACAGAAUAUUUGCUUUCAUUUGAUUAUUUUGUUCACCUUGGAAAUCAACAGGUUUUGAUAUUUUCUCUUGGAAGAUUUUAUAUCUUUUUGGGAACAUGUAAUAUAAGAUCUCUAAUAAAAGAUAAUCUUACCAUGUGA